Messenger RNA from Oncorhynchus mykiss (rainbow trout), 1453 nucleotides. RefSeq lists its product as uncharacterized. Gene Ontology annotation, biological process: cell differentiation; positive regulation of transcription by RNA polymerase II. The record is from RefSeq and is a predicted model, not a curated record. Gene Ontology annotation, molecular function: RNA polymerase II cis-regulatory region sequence-specific DNA binding; DNA-binding transcription activator activity, RNA polymerase II-specific. NCBI's taxonomy places the organism in Eukaryota, Metazoa, Chordata, Actinopteri, Salmoniformes, Salmonidae. Gene Ontology annotation, cellular component: nucleus.
AUGUACUUUGAUCGGAUCCCCCCACAUUCCGAUCUUUGCAUAACGAAAGCCAUGUUUGAAAGCGACGAGUUCUGCGGUGCGUCUUUCCAGAGUGAGCAGAUGUCCGAGACGCAGUCCCUCGGCUCUGUCCCAUCCAGUCAUCUCUCGGUCAACUCCGACUCCGGCUGCUCUAGUCCUGAGCCGAAACCAUUGGCAGAGCCACGGGUCAGAAGGCCGCUGAACGCCUUUAUUAUCUGGACCAAGGAGGAACGCAGACGCCUUGCCAAACUCAACCCUGAACUGGAGAACAAGGAACUCAGCAAAAUGCUCGGUAAAACUUGGAAGGACAUGUCUCUGGCGGAGAAGCGGCCCUACAUGCAGGAAGCAGAGUGCCUGAGAGUACAGCACACCAUCGACCACCCCAAGUACAAGUACCGGCCCCGCAGGAAGAAGCAGCUGAAGAAGGGCCCCAAAACCCUACCUGUGGAGGCCCUGGUCCCUCUCAACUACCUAAUCCAGAACCAUUGCCAUCAGCAUCAAGCCUACCUAAACACAGCCAUCUACCCAAACUCCCAGGCAUACUUCUCCCAUAUGCCCGGGACCUUCCCAAACAGGUCCAAUUACCCAGACCCAUCAGCCACAUUCCCUAACAAGCUUCUAGAAUACUCUAACACAGGGACAUACCCAGCAGAGCCUCACCCAUACUACUCUACCCAGCAUGGGCUGCAGCAGUGUGAGGUCCCCAGCCCAGCCUAUGCUGUGUCUCAUUGGGAGCAGGGGAACUUCAUGGCCCAGGGCCUCCAGUUGUUCUCCUCCACUGACCUCUCUCUGGAGCUCUAUCUGGAGCAGAUUCACCUAGAUAUGCUGUAUGAUCUGGACCGCAGUGAGUUUGAACAGUACCUGAGCCCGCCCCCAUGCAGGCCUGAGCCAAUGGAGUCCAGUUAUCACCAGCAAGGCAGGCCUGAACUAUGUCAUUUGCCAUAUAUGGCAAAGAUUUGAGCUGUUUUUGUGUGUACAGUAUAGAUGGGUUGGCUGACAACGUCAUGAAAAUUAUGCACUCUCAUCGAUGAGGCAGAAGGCUGUGUUGUGUUAUGAUUCUGAAUGAUCAGAUAGAUAGGAACCAUGACAAGAAGCUGCCAUGUGGGGAAUCGUAGGUGGCUUGUUUCAGCUCGUUGUAUCUUGUUAUUGAUACCAUUUCUUGUUUUGAGGGGGUUUGGACUCAUGUCAUGUCUAUGCUAAUAUGGCUAAAAUUCUCUAAUCAGCUAACCAUGUAUUUGAGAGAUAACAAGUGUUUAUUGUGCAAAGGUUUUAUGUUUUCAAUAAACAUAAAACAAAAUAUAGUUUACAUGUUGUCAGCAAUCUAAGCCAAACCUGUCUGUUUUCCCCCACAGUUGUGCACGCUUCGGUUAAGUUGCUGAACAACCAACCUGUCUAUGUCAACUCCAAAAUGUAUUAAUUUAAAUGAUUGUUUUUU